This is a messenger RNA of Lathyrus oleraceus (garden pea), 1023 nucleotides long. RefSeq names its product protein MAIN-LIKE 2-like. The record is from RefSeq and is a predicted model, not a curated record. The transcript has 3 exons. Bases 57 to 962 code for a protein of 301 amino acids. NCBI's taxonomy places the organism in Eukaryota, Viridiplantae, Streptophyta, Magnoliopsida, Fabales, Fabaceae. Gene Ontology annotation, biological process: meristem development; meristem maintenance.
UUCAGAGAACUCAGGCGAAACUUCUCAUCCACCAAGCUUCUUCCUACAUUGCAGUCAUGUCGCUUCUUACCAUGGGCCAAGAACACAGAGGAACUAGGGCAAACAUUGCCUCAUUCGAUCCCAAGAAAUUUCGUCAACGUUCACACCCAAUGCCUUAUCCAGACCCAUGGUGCGUACCUUACAUAGAGCGUGCGGGUUUCGGUCAUGUAAUGCAUGUCGUAAAUGCCACCAUUGAUGCCAAAUUCAUUUUGGCUCUGUGUGAACGUUGGAGACCUGAGACACACACCUUUCACCUACCAACUGGUGAAUGUACCGUCACAUUAGAGGACGUGUACAUGCUUUUAGGUCUUAGAAUAGAUGGUAAGCCUGUGACCGGAAAUGUUCAACAGCCUAACCAAAUAUGUGUUCAAAUGUUGGGGGUAGAUCUGGUCGAGGGUGAGGGGUCUGCCAAAGCAAGGGGUCAGGGUAUUAAAUUAUCUAGCCUACAAUUGUACCACGACUCCAUAACUUUGACUGAGGAAUCCUCCGAACAAGAAAAAGUCAUAAAAACCCGGGUUUACAUUAUGCUAUUGUUUGGGAACUUGCUAUUUCCCGAAGGGACGGGAAAUAGCAUAAAUUUUAUGUACUUGAGUUUGCUCGGGGACAUUGAUAGAAUAAGCACAUAUAGUUGGGGUUCUGCAGUAUUAGCAUUCCUAUAUAGCUCUUUGUGUAAAAAUGCACAAAAUGAGCACUGUACAUUUUCUGGAUGUGCUUUUUUGCUUCAAACAUGGGGGUGGUGGAGAUUGCCGAGGCUAGCCCCAGAAAAUCCUAAUGACUACUCCUUCCCCUACGCAACUAGGUUCAUUACAACCGGACUGGAUUACAGUCUUACCCCCAAAAAUAAAAUUAUAUUUUAUCGUCAACUGUUGGAUCGUCUCCGAGCACAGGAUGUAUUACCACUAAAUCACUCAACUUCUAACUGAUUUAUUAAUGUCAUGCAUUCUCGAUAAAUAACAUAUUUACUUUUUUCUUUGCAGUUUAUUU